AUGUCAGGUGUUGAAGGAAUUGUGGUUAAUGAUGAAUAUAGAGAGAGAAGAUCUGAUUUUGAGAACUCUGAAGAUGAAAGACGCAGGUCAAAAAUUGGUAAUCUCAAGAAAAAGGCCUUGAACGCUUCAAAUAAGUUCACCCACUCUCUUAAGAAAAGAGGGAAAAGGAAAAUAGAUUAUAGGGUUUCUUCAGUUUCCAUAGAAGAUGUAAGGGAUGCAAAAGAGGAGAGUGCUGUCCAUGAAUUGCGCCAAAAGCUUCUCGAAAGGGAUUUGUUGCCUCCCAGGCAUGAUGACUAUCAUACUUUGUUAAGAUUUUUGAAAGCUAGAGAGUUUAACAUUGAUAAAACGAUCCAGAUGUGGGAAGAAAUGAUUAACUGGAGGAAAGAAUAUGGGACAGACACCAUUCUAGAGGAUUUUGAGUUUGAAGAGCUGGAGGAAGUCUUGCAACAUUACCCCCAAGGUUACCAUGGAGUCGAUAAGGAAGGCCGACCAGUUUACAUUGAGAGGCUUGGGAAAGCUCAUCCGAGCAGGCUAAUGCGUAUCACCACUAUAGAACGCUAUUUGAAGUACCAUGUCCAGGAGUUUGAGAGGGCUAUACAAGAGAAAUUCCCUGCUUGUUCUAUUGCUGCAAAGAGACGGAUUUGUUUGACGACUACCAUUUUGGAUGUGCAAGGUUUGGGCGUUAAGAAUUUUACUAGGACUGCUGCAACUCUCUUGGGUGCCAUGACGAAGAUAGAUAACAGUUAUUACCCUGAGACAUUGCAUCGAAUGUUUGUUGUUAAUGCUGGUCCUGGCUUUAAGAAGAUGCUUUGGCCUGCGGCACAGAAGUUUCUGGAUGCAAAGACCAUUGCAAAGAUACAGGUUUUGGAUCCCAAAUCCCUGCAUAAGCUACUGGAAGUUAUUGACUCAAGUCAAUUGCCAGACUUCUUGGGGGGUUCUUGCUCUUGUUUGGCUGAAGGAGGGUGCCUUAGAUCCAAUAAAGGUCCAUGGAAUGAUCCUGAAAUAAUGAAGCUCGUACAUAAUGCAGAACCAAUAUUUGUGACGGAAAUCUCCAGAGUGUCUAAUGACAAGCAGACAUUUGACUUGUAUAAUCAGAUGCGCCCUCUGAAGGGAAAAAGCAGGGAUAGAUUAACAGCAGAAUCAGGGUCAGAUAUUGAUGAUCCUCCUUCUCCAUCUGGACAAAAGAGUUCUACCUUCCCAAGCUUGGCCCCCGUUGAUGAAGAAGCAAGGGCAUCAGAUCCAAGUAUCUACUACAGUUGUGAUGACAAUUUUACUCUGGCUGAGAAAACUAUUCUUAGAGGGGUGAUAUCAAAUUUGGAAGGUUUAUUCAUCCGUUGGUUUGACAUUGUCAAGGAAAAGGUUGGGAAAACAAGUAUCCCAAAUGCGACAAGAACCUUGAUAUCAUUCGUGAUCAAACUAUUUGCACUUUUUCGUAGUCUACCAUUUGAAUAUUGGAGAAGGCAGAACAACAUUUAUCCAUCUAAUUUGAUGGAACAUAACACACAUAUCCAUUCAACUGCUGCUGAAGCUGUGAAUGAAGAAGACCGUGUCCGUCCAUGUAUAGAUCGUCUUCAGAGACUAGAGAAAAUAUUUGAGGAACUAAGCAACAAGCCUGCUGGAAUCCCUUUGGAAAAGGAGAAAAUGCUAACAGAAUCCCUGGAGAGGAUCAAGUCUGUCGAGUUUGACCUUGUGAAAACAAAGAGUGUACUGCAUACUACAGUGGUAAAGCAACGGGAGAUUGCUGAGUUGCUAGACAAUUUACGGGAGUCUAAAUGUCGUCAAAGAAGGGAACCUGAAAUCCCCACACCAAGUGUUGUAGUCUUGAUGAAGAAAAUGCUUUCAAUGCGAACACCAGAAAAUGUUUUUGGAAUUGACUCAAGGAGACUACCCUCAGAAAACAUUGAAUUUUGCCACCGUGAAUUGAAACUGGGAAAACCCACUUCAGCAGCGGCCAUACUCAAGGAGACUGCCAUAUUUGUGAUCCCACACUCCAACGUAAAGAGCUUCUAUCUCAGGACUGAAUGA
This is a messenger RNA of Dovyalis caffra, 2025 nucleotides long. The record is from the annotation of a GenBank genome assembly. NCBI's taxonomy places the organism in Eukaryota, Viridiplantae, Streptophyta, Magnoliopsida, Malpighiales, Salicaceae.